Molecule: messenger RNA, 2688 nt
Organism: Fusarium vanettenii 77-13-4
Lineage: Eukaryota; Fungi; Ascomycota; Sordariomycetes; Hypocreales; Nectriaceae
Exons: 2
Coding region: 1-2688 (895 amino acids)
Biological process (GO): carbohydrate metabolic process
Source: RefSeq, a predicted model, not a curated record
AUGGCGUCCGUCAUUGACGUUCAGUUUGAGCACUACCAUGCCCCAAACACACUGGGUGUCCAAAGCUCUACGCCUAGGAUCUCAUGGAAGAUCAAUGACCCAGCAGGCUCAUUCAAGCAAGCCAGCUAUGAGAUCGAGGUCGGCGACGGCAAUGCCAACGCACAGCAACAUCUUGUCUUGGCUGUGAAACGAGCGUCGAGUCUCUCAAGCCUCGUUCCAUGGCCGUUCGACCACAAACUCCGCUCGCGGCAGAAGAUAUUCAUCCGAGUAAGGCUCUAUGAUGACAAGGAUAACAUUACUCCUUGGAGCGAACCUGCGCCUCUCGAAACUGGCCUCCUCGAGCGCAGUGAUUGGCAAUGCCAGCGUAUUGCUGCUCCUUGGGGUCCUGGAACUUCUAAACCAGACCCGGAACAGCUAUACCGAAAAGAGUUCCAGCUUUCAGGUGAAAUUGAGAAGGGCAGGCUCUACAUCACAUCUCAGGGCGUUUACGAAGCUGAGGUCAAUGGGCAACGCGUUGGCGACUACUUCCUCGCUCCCGGAUGGACUGCCUAUGACAACAGACUGCAAUACCAGACAUACGAUCUCACUUCGUUCCUUGCCGAAGGUUCAAACUGCAUCGGUGUUCGCCUUGCUGAGGGUUGGUUCUCUGGUCGGAUCGGCUUCGAGGGAGGUCAUCGAAAUAUCUGGGGCCCUCACACUGCUCUUUUGGCACAACUUGAGAUUUUCUACACCAACGGUCAUUCGGAAAUGAUCGUCUCUGAUGGUUCUUGGACUGUUACCAAGGGUCCUAUCAAGCUGGCCGAGAUUUACGACGGCGAAAAGUACGACGCCCGGGAUGAAAUCGCAUCUUGGUCGACUCCCGCGGCGGACAAGACAGCCUCCAAAUGGGAACCUGUACUGAUUAUGGAGGACCUACCUCCAGAAAUCGAGCUCACAGCUGGUUACGGAGAGCCUGUCCGGCGGGUCGAAGUGAUCAAACCGUUGGAGAAGAUCACCACACCAUCUGGAAAGACCAUCCUCGACUUUGGCCAAAACCUCGUUGGGUAUCUACGCCUUCGAGACAUCAAAGGCCCUCAGGGACACAAGAUCACACUCCGCCACGCCGAAGUACUAGAGAAUGGCGAACUUGGAACACGUCCACUCCGCAUUUGCAAAGCGACUGACGAGUAUACCUUGAAAGGCGAUGAGAGCGGCGAGUCCUACGAACCUCGAUUCACAUUUCACGGGUUCCGAUACGCCGAGAUUGAUGGAUGGGUUGGCGAUUUGAGCCUAGAAUCAGUCGAGGCUGUCGUCUGCCAUACUGAUAUGAAGCCCGUGGGUGAAUUCGAGUGUUCUGAGCCCUUGCUCAAUCAACUGUACAAGAACGUCGUCUGGGGAAUGAGAGGGAACUUUCUCUCCGUUCCCACCGAUUGCCCUCAACGCGACGAAAGACUCGGGUGGUCUGGUGACCUCGCACUCUUCGCUCCAACUGCAACUCUCAUCUACGACUGCUUUGGCAUGUUGAAGAACUGGCUGAUUGACCUUGAGCACGAUCAAAACGUGCUUGGAGGAGUACCGCCCAUGGUCAGCCCAAACUCAACUAUCCCAGAUCCUAUUUGGUGUAGGAGAGUACCUUGUGCUAUUUGGCACGAUGUCACAAUUCUUGCGCCUUGGGCUCUUUAUCAGGAGACGGGAGAUGAGAGUAUUCUUGCCCAGCAGUACAACAGUAUGACGACUUGGAUGAAAGUUCUUCCACGAACAGACCACUUGUGGGAUCCAAAGCCGUUUCAACUGGGAGACUGGCUUGACCCAGCAGCUCCUCCCGAUGCUCCAUGGAAGGGAGCGACGGACGCCAAAAUGGUGGCCAACAUGUUUCUCAUUCAAAGUCUAGACCUGAUGGUAAAGAUAUCAGCGAUCCUCGGUCACAAAGACGAUAGUGUUAAGUUCCUGGCCGAGUCCGAAGCUGCUCGGGGAGCAUUCCAAGAUGAAUACGUCACCCGCAAUGGCCGUCUAGUCUCUGACUCUCAAGCGGCGUAUGCUUUGGCAAUAUGUCUUAACAUCUUGUCUCCUGCACAGAAGAAACACGCGGCGGAUCGACUUGCGUGGCUGGUGCGAAAGAACAACUUUAAAAUCGGAACAGGCUUUGCCGGAACGCCGUAUCUCUGUGAAGCUCUUGCUUUGACGGGGCAUUUUCAAGUUGCUUAUGCAGCGUUGCUCGAGAAAGGAUGCCCCUCGUGGCUUUACCCCGUGACUAUGGGAGCGACUACUAUGUGGGAGAGGUGGGAUAGCAUGCUGCCAGAUGGUUCCAUUAACCCGGGCGAGAUGACGUCGUUUAAUCACUACGCAUUCGGCGCCAUUGCCAAGUUUCUAUACAAGAGACUUGCUGGACUACAGCGACUCGAGCCAGGAUGGAAACGAUGCCGGAUUGCUCCCACAAUUGGGGCAGAUUUUACAAGUGCCUCGGCAUCUCACAUUACUCCCCACGGCAAGAUUUCCUGCUCAUGGGAGACGUCGCUCGUUGGCGAGCCUUCAAAGGGGGAGGCUAUCAAGAUCAUGGUCGCGGUGCCCCCCAAUACUACUGCCGAGGUGGUUAUUCCAGGGAAGGACGGAGAGAGAACGGAAGUGGUGGGGGCUGGCGAGUGGGAGUUUGAGUCUGUUUUUGAAAGAGACGGCUCAUGGCCAGUCUUGGCCUUACCACCAAAGUCAUAG